Molecule: messenger RNA, 798 nt
Organism: Gambusia affinis (western mosquitofish)
Lineage: Eukaryota; Metazoa; Chordata; Actinopteri; Cyprinodontiformes; Poeciliidae
Exons: 3
Coding region: 170-385 (71 amino acids)
Biological process (GO): G protein-coupled receptor signaling pathway
Cellular component (GO): heterotrimeric G-protein complex
Molecular function (GO): G-protein beta-subunit binding
Source: RefSeq, a predicted model, not a curated record
CAAUAGGAGGGCUCGGAUAGCGCAGUGUGGGCAUGGCAACCUUCCUGCUCUGUUUCCCAGUUUAGUUCUGGGUGUAGUACAGUUUUAGGUCUCGCUUCCGUUGAGGUUGUAGACAGCUGUCAUUAAAAAAAACGAAGUUGGAUUUUCUUAAACACCAACGACCGCCGCUAUGUCGAACAACAACGCCAGCAGCAACUUAGUGGUCGCCCAGAGAACCGUGAAGCAGCUCCGGUUAGAGGCCAGUACCCGGAGGAUCAAGGUGUCCCAGGCUGCCACCGACCUGAAAAACUUCUGCAUGCAGAAUGCCAGCAAGGACCCGCUCCUCAUAGGGGUCCCCUCCAGCGAUAAUCCCUUCAGACCCCCAAAGUCCUGCUCACUGUUCUGAGCUGCAGAAGGAACGCGAAGGAUUCCUCGACCGUCAAAGCUUCAGUUCACCUCUCGUCUGCGUCGUCGUAGACUUGUUCUGCAGCGCCUCACGGUGGCUGGAGGGAAAACACACUCGGUGCUGAAGAUUUUUCGGGGCUUGAUGUCUAUCUACUAUUUUAUUUUAUUUUAUUUUUUUUUUGUUGCCAAAACUAAAGGUAUCAUAUCUCCCAUCUAUUACACGAAAGCACGGCCGAACUCUUACUUCUUCAACAAACAAGCAGAAGAUGUUCCUGACACUAACUUGACUAAUGAUUAAUCUGGCUUUGCCUAAGUGCUCAACAUCUAUUUACAGACUGUUACCGCUGUUUGCUUUUUCAGCCGGUGCCCUUUUGAGGGGCAGGUGGAGGGAUAUUAAACGUAAAUUCGAUGCAG